AUCUUCAGGUGAACACGCUGGCUGACUUCUUUUUAGAUGAUACCGUCUUCAUCGCCUACGGAUCAGAGAAAUACUCCCGCGACGAUUUCGAUCUGGACGAAGGAGAAAAGAAAAUAGUCACCCAAAAGACGUUUGAUUCUAUGGCAUUGAAGAAAUUAUCAUUAAAAUUUAAUUCUGAAGAAGCGGCAAGCAAUUUUCGGUCACCCUCCAACAGCCGAAGCACGUCCCGAACUGCCUCUCCAAGACCAAGGAGAAAGGCCCUGUCUGAAAGUGACAAAACCUGUGCUUAAUGGCCAAUCGGAAGAAACAAUACAAAAUUAUCCAAUAGCUUUAACCAACAAAUACGGAAUCCGGCGUCUCAUCGGUGAAGGAAACUUUGCAGUCGUCCGUGAAUGCUGGUCCAGGUCAACAAACACCAGAUACGCCCUGAAAAUUAUUGACAAGACAAAGUGCUUAGGAAAUGUUCAAAUGAUAGAAAACGAAGUCUCGAUUCUGAGAAAAGCCAAGCAUCCCAACAUCAUCCGUCUUAUUGAAGAAUUUGAUUCACCGGAUCAACUGUUCCUCGUCAUGGAAUUGGUCAAAGGGGGCGACCUGUUUGAAUUGAUAACCACGGCCACAAAAUACACCGAGAGGACUGCAAGCCGGAUGACCCACAACCUUCUGAGUGCUCUAGCUUACCUCCAUGCAGCUGGAAUUGUCCACAGAGAUGUGAAACCCGAGAAUCUAUUG
Molecule: messenger RNA, 729 nt
Organism: Octopus sinensis (East Asian common octopus)
Lineage: Eukaryota; Metazoa; Mollusca; Cephalopoda; Octopoda; Octopodidae
Product: serine/threonine-protein kinase DCLK1-like
Exons: 8
Biological process (GO): protein phosphorylation
Molecular function (GO): ATP binding; protein kinase activity
Source: RefSeq, a predicted model, not a curated record